AUGGGAUAUCUGUGUUUUUCUGUUUUAGGUCUUGGAUGUGGUUUAUUAUACACUGCAUCAGUGACCAUCACAUGCCAGUAUUUUGAUAAACGUCGGGGUCUUGCACUUGGCCUGGUUUCAACAGGGUCAAGCAUUGGAAUUUUUAUAUAUGCUGCACUUCAGUUGGAACUGGUUCAACUCUACGGAUUAGACGGGUGUCUACUCAUCGUGGGCGCCUUAGCGCUGAAUAUCUUACCUUGUGGCAUUCUAAUGCGGCCCCUGGAACCCUCUGCUUGCCCUCAACCUGAAAAAGCUCCCGUCGAAAGUGUUUCAGCCCAGUACUCCAUUUACAAGGAGAAAGAGAAGGUCCCGGAGGAGAACGUUAGCAUGCUUGAGAAAGGCUACGGGGAAGAGAAGUUUGGGAGUCCUUUGGUCACCAGCGACUCCAAACGGGAGAGUCCGUUCCACGAGAAGGAGGCAGCCACGGUGCAGACAAAGGAAACGGAGGUUUACAAAAAGAAAGAAUCGGAACAGAAGAAUUUUUGUAAACAGUUGGCCAAGAAAAAUUGGCAGAUGUGCCAGAACUACUGGACAGAGACCGUGUCCUUAUUCAAGAAUCGAAUCUUUACCGCCCUCUUCAUCGCCAUCUUGCUUUUGGACAUCGGGGCCUUUCCGCCUUUGCUGCUAAUGGAAGAUGUGGCCAGAGAUGCCAACGUGCCGGAUGAAGACUUUGUCAUUCCCCUCGUGUCGAUCCUAGGCAUUAUGACGGCCGUUGGCAAGUUUCUCUUAGGAGUGCUAGCUGACUUAAAGUUUAUCAACACUUUAUAUCUCUAUGUGCUCAGCUUGAUACUCACCAGCCUGACCUUGUGUGCUAUUCCCUUUGCCAAAAGCUACCUCGGAUUGGCAAUCAUUUGUGGGUUAAUAGGGUUUUUCACUGGCAACUGGUCCAUCUUCCCAUACGUGACUACCAAGGCUGUGGGAAUUGAGAAACUGACCCAUGCCUAUGGGAUUUUAAUGUUCUUUGCAGGAGUUGGAAAUUGCCUGGGACCACCCAUUGUCGGUUGGUUUUAUGACUGGACACAGAACUACGACGUCGCCUUCUACUUUUGUGGAUUAUGUGUCCUGAUCGGCGGGGUGGUUCUGCUGCUUGCUGCCUUACCUUGGGGGAACAUGUGUCACAGAGACAGCGCCAAGCCUGCCCCAAAGCCUUACGUUUACCAAGCUGCAUCUAAUGCAUAGGGGAACACUGGGAUGCCUCCUAGGGCCAUUUUAUGCUCUCUCUCUCUCUAGCAAAGUCCUCAAGAGAGUUUGCAAGUGGCUCAAGCAGUCAAGACCCCUUUUCUAUUAGACAAACUCCCCAGUGGCUGGCUCGUAGCCGCCAUCGCCAUCACCCUUCCCCAGCCUCGUCGGCUGUAUUUUCUUGUUGCCCGUCAAUCAGGGUCUCUUUUGCUACACCGUUGCCCCCAUUUCAAGGUUUUGAAAUGGUAACAAACUUGGAUGGCAUGAGGAGAUGCCCUCUGCAUUGAGGGGUGACAUCUCCGUGUCCACUUUGCCAGCCCCAUAAUGAGAUACCCAGAAGGGAAGUCUUCUGCAUUGCCAACGGUGAAGCAGCCAGUCUAUCGAGAUGCGCACAGAUGCCAUUGGGAUCUUCUGGAUCCUCUUCUCUUGGCCAUAUUAGCUGAUUAACCACUUGAAGUUUUGUUUUAAAAACUGAUCAAGAGAAGCAACCCAAAUUCACCAGGAAUGAACAUUUUUCUGGAAAGGGGCAUUCAAAAUGGCAGCCGAGCCAGAUGACAGUCCCUGUCGGGAUUCCGUGAUAUUGUCUUAUUUUUUGUUUCCUAAGCAUCUUGAGUUCAUUCAGUGUCCUGCUGAGCACACACACAGCACAGUUCCCUGGCCUCAAGGACUUUGCAGAGGGGCAGGUGAGCUCCCACUAUGCUGUCGCCCCGGGACCUGACCUAGGUUGUUUGCUAACCAAAACACGACCCACUCUUAGUAGGUGGCACCCAUUCAACAGAUGUUCCACUAAGGAGGGCCAGGUGGGAGGGUGCCAUUUCCAGUUCUGAGAUUUCAAAUUGGAAAUCCUGAUGUCGAUCAUUCCAUUAGUGCAAAGGGGAGCCUUCCGUUAGGUUUGAACACAGCCCAGUUGCACACUUAAAGCAAUUGUGGCUACCCAUGUGGCCAUUCUUCCAGGAUAACUGUUUACAAUGUUUGUCUUCAGAUUUGAGGGGAACCAUGGGGCCAGGGGUGGGGGCAUUGGUUAAGUGGGGAGGGAGGAAUGAGAACUCGGUGCUUUGGUCCAGCUAAUUCCAGGAAAGCCAUCUUAGAAAGAAAAAGAGACAUUGAACAAGUCCACAUUGUUCUGAGGUUCUUCUCAGGGGGAAAGAGGAAUUCUCUUGAGGUUCAAAAAGAGAGGAAAAAGCAACCCAGACAUUGAGAAGGUUUCAGCAAGCCACAAAUGGCUUCUUAAGCAGGGAUUGCCCUUCCCCGAAGUGCCAAAAUUCUCUCCUCGUUUUUUUUGGAAGUGUAAGAUAUGGAAUUUUAUCGUCUACUUCUUUGCUGUCUUCCCUGUGAGGCAUCUAAAGCACUUUACAAUCAUGAAUUGCCUCACAACCUCCCAGGGAAAGAAGUAGUCAACACUUAGAGAGAUGGGGAGACCCAGGCACUUGCCUCAGCUUACCCCAGAGGGCAGGGAUGGAUCUGGAGAGGACUUUUGGACUCUCUUCCUAUAUCCUCCAGGAAUUUUUUUUACCCCCUAUGGUUGUCUUGAGGUGUUGGCUGAUAAGGACAGGUAUUAUUAAUUAAGAAAGAAACAAAAACUCAGCAAUGGGUUUGGUGUUUAAAACAUCUUUUUUUUUUUUUCAACAUGAGUUCAGGAUGCUCAUCUGUAAUGAACACAAAUGACAAGCUUGUUUACCUCAUAUGUAUGGACACAUUUGACAGGAGGGGAUUGUCAGGGUGUCUUUUUUUUGCCAUAUGUGUCUGUUAAUUUUGCUCUGUUCAUGUUUUUCUCACUGUCUAGGAAACACAUUUUAAGUUACAAUAAAACAUUUAUUGUCUCAAUGUA
Messenger RNA from Gracilinanus agilis (Agile Gracile Mouse Opossum), 3046 nucleotides. RefSeq names its product solute carrier family 16 member 9 (gene SLC16A9). The record is from RefSeq and is a predicted model, not a curated record. Gene Ontology annotation, molecular function: monocarboxylic acid transmembrane transporter activity. The transcript has 3 exons. Lineage: Eukaryota; Metazoa; Chordata; Mammalia; Didelphimorphia; Didelphidae. Gene Ontology annotation, biological process: monocarboxylic acid transport; transmembrane transport. Bases 1 to 1218 code for a protein of 405 amino acids.